UGCACUUGACAUUCGAGCAGAUUGAAGAGCAGAGCAAGCGAAACCAGCUAGGGAUGACGGAUCACCCAGCCUUGGUAGCACGGCACACAGCAAGGGGAGGUGGUGGCGCGAGCUACUACUAAUCAGGGCCAACGGGGAGAGCCAGCUCGACUAGAUUCAUUCGUAUUAGGACCAGGGACGAGGUGAGAUUGCAUUCUCGUACGUGACCGAGCUGCAGCCUCGUUGUCAAUCUCGCCCCUUUUUUCCUCGGUGUUUGACGUCGCCUAGACACUAAUGCUGCUUGCUGCCUUUUUCUCCAUUUGCUGGAAAAGCGGAGGCUGCUGCUGCCGGCGUUCGUGGCGGCGGGACUUAGGCGGCUCUUCUGGUCGAAUCGGGCGAAACGAGGUUGCGGUUGACACUCAUCGAGCCUUUUUCGCUGCUGAGAGCGAGGCAGCCUCGCCCACUGCCAGUCGUCUCCCGGUCUGCAAUGCCGGCCACUUGUCAAGUCUCCACGCCGCCGCUUCCCCCUCCUAAUCGCUUUGGCUCAUUGCUCUUUGUUGGCCAGACCCUGAAUCCGAGCCCCGUCCUUCUUGCUUGCUCGCUCGCUCCCUUCCCAUUGAAUACCAUUGUC
Molecule: messenger RNA, 610 nt
Organism: Jaminaea rosea
Lineage: Eukaryota; Fungi; Basidiomycota; Exobasidiomycetes; Microstromatales
Exons: 1
Coding region: 274-513 (79 amino acids)
Source: RefSeq, a predicted model, not a curated record